This is a messenger RNA of Stegodyphus dumicola, 1251 nucleotides long. RefSeq lists its product as uncharacterized. The record is from RefSeq and is a predicted model, not a curated record. NCBI's taxonomy places the organism in Eukaryota, Metazoa, Arthropoda, Arachnida, Araneae, Eresidae.
AUGCAAGGAUCUACCUGGGGUUUAAAUCCGUUUAUUUUGAAAAUUCUAUACCAGACCGUCAUAGAAAAAAUUAUUACCUAUGCUGCAGCGGUCUGGGUUGAACCAAUGCAAGCACGCAAGGUACGCCUUCUGCAGUCUAUUCAACGUCCUUUUGCCCUUGCCAUGACAAGGGCAUAUUGUACUACUUCUAAUCACGCUUUAUGUGUACUCGCUGGCCUCAUUCCUUUGCAUCUUAAAGCAUUGCAAGAAUCUACAAUCACUAAAGUUAAACAACUUCAGCAAGCCGUCUAUUUGGAUGAUAUUCUUCAUUCGCCGGUUCCUUUUGAUACCCCAGCGCAUCCACUUACUAUACAUCCAUCAACCUUUGGGAAAGGUUUAUCAGUCUUCUUGAAAGGAGAAUGUCAACCUCCAGCAACCACCAUUAAUAUCUUCACAGAUGGAUCAAAACUUGAUAAUUCUACAGGCUGUGCUUACGUUACUUAUGCGGAUAACCUCCCCAUCUUUCAUUGGAAGGGCCAUAUGCAUUCCAAUAACAGUGUUUUUCAAGCAGAAUGCUUGGCCCUUCAACAAGCUAUUGCUUAUGCCACAACGUUACAAGCGUCUUCUGUCAAUAUUUUUACAGAUAGCCUGUCAGCCCUCUUCGCACUUCUUAAUCCUCGCCAUUCCUCUUCUCUUAUACAUAGCAUACAACAACUUUUGCAUGAUCAUGACUACCCGUCCAUACAUUUAGUCUGGACUAAAGGCCAUUCUGGCAAUGCCGGUAACGAACUUGCAGAUUUUCUUGCAAAAGAGGCUGCAGCCAAUUUUCAAGCUGAAUCAGUACAAAUAAAAUGGCCAUAUUCCUACCUAAAACAUGCAAUCUUCUUACAAACUGUGUCCAAGUGGCAGGCUGAAUGGGACUCUGCUACGACGGGCAGAAGAACUUAUUACCAUCUUUCUUACGUAGAUCCGGCUCGUCAGAUUACCAAUCCUCACCUUACAAGAUUCAUCUCUGGCCAUGGGCCGUUCCCUGUCUACUUUCACAGACACCGUACAACAAAUAUAGACUUAUGCGUCUGUGGGGAGACGGGAACUCCCGAACAUUAUCUUACUUCGUGUGAACUCACUCGUGCUCAUCAUAUUAAGAUGCCAUCAACUAAUGUACAGGCAUUUGCCAAAUUUAUGGUGAAACAACCUCACCUGGUCAAAAAGAUAUCUUCCAUAAUGUCUCUUCUUUUCGACUAUGGUGUUGAUCUAUGCCAAACUGCAUAA